GAGAGCUCGGUUGGAGUGGAGACACAACUAACUAACUUAGCUGCAGUCACUCAAGUUAUUGAUCCAAAACUUCAUCAGCACUUAGAAGCACUUGGUGGAGGUGACUAUCUAUUUGCUUUCAGAAUGCUAAUGGUUUUGUUCCGUCGAGAAUUCUCAUUUUGUGAUUCGUUGUAUCUCUGGGAGAACCCAAGUUGAAAUGGCUCGAAUCUCAGCCAGAAGGUUUCUAACAGGGGGUGGUAGGCCGGUUAACAAGAAGGAAUGUUGUUGCGGCUGCAGCUGCGUAUUAUUCUUCCUCAUCUUAUUCGGCGGCGCUAUCUGCACUUCGCAGGUCUUCAAAGCUGACAACCCCAAAUGCUCCGUCGACUACUUCUACCUGCCGGCGCUCAACAGAACCCUGAACUCCACCACCAAUUCCACGUUGUACUUCAAUCUGAAGCUGGAAAACCCCAACAGCGGCAUCGGUAUUAACUACAACGACGUGAAGGUCAACGUCACCGUGUUCGACGCCGUGGGAAACGGGUCCCAGUCGUCUCACCUCCUGGGGGACACUACGAUCCAGCGCUUUCACCAGGGGUAUAGAAAGACGGCUAAGAAACCGGGUCAUGUGGACUAUAACAUGACCGUGAUUUCCCAGGGGCUUUUCCCUAACGCAACGGCGGUUUUCCGGAUAGAUUUGGUGACGGCCGUGAGGUUCAAGGUCAUGUUUUUGAGGAGUAAGAGGCAUAAUAUCAUGGUGGGGGCAAAAGUAGUAGUUGAUGGGAAUGGUUCUAUGGUUCUUCCAAAGAAGAAGAAGGACAUUGCACUCGGUUCCAUGGCUCCAAAGCAGGGAUGCUGCAGCUUGGUUCUGCUGAUUCUGGGGAAUUUUCUGGCCUUGAUUAAUUUGGUCACUUUUUUGUGAGUUUUUCUUGCUUUUAGCUUUGUUAAGCCUUUUGAUUUUUGUCUUCUCUUUCUCAAAAAGAAAGAAAAUGUUGUUACGUAUGAGGAAUUUGCUUGUGGAAAUUUGAUUCUUAUUUCCAUAAAAAGAUAAAUUAAUU
Molecule: messenger RNA, 1034 nt
Organism: Rubroshorea leprosula
Lineage: Eukaryota; Viridiplantae; Streptophyta; Magnoliopsida; Malvales; Dipterocarpaceae
Source: the annotation of a GenBank genome assembly